Onychostruthus taczanowskii (white-rumped snowfinch) is the source of this 1712-nucleotide messenger RNA. RefSeq names its product galactose-3-O-sulfotransferase 1 (gene GAL3ST1). The transcript has 3 exons. Gene Ontology annotation, cellular component: membrane. The coding region runs from base 300 to 1574 and encodes 424 amino acids. The record is from RefSeq and is a predicted model, not a curated record. Gene Ontology annotation, biological process: galactosylceramide biosynthetic process; myelination. Lineage: Eukaryota; Metazoa; Chordata; Aves; Passeriformes; Passeridae. Gene Ontology annotation, molecular function: galactosylceramide sulfotransferase activity.
AGUGCCCGGCCGCAGCCCCGCAUCCCCCCGCCAGCCGCUCCCACUCCUGUCCCGUUCCCCCUUCCCAGGCCGGCGACCCAGGGCCGCGAUCCCGGUGAUGCCAUAAACGCCGCGGUACAGUGGGGAGGCUUUGGAAAAGCCGGCAUUUGCGGGGAGCUGCCCGGGAAGAGCUUAUUCCAUGUCGGAGCAGCAUCGGCACCCCCGCCCCGUGCCGCCCGCUCCCCCGGCACCCCGGUCAGCACAGGAGAGCAGAGGCACGGCCCAGCGCCAGCGCUGCGGGAGAGGAAAAGGUGACCAGGAUGCUGUGGCAUGGGAAGCCCUGGAGGUCCAUGUGCAAGGGGCUGGUACUGGGGACCCUCCUGACCAGCUUCAUGUUGCUGCUCUACUCCUACGCCGUCCCCCCGCUGCAAGUCAGCGUCACUGAGAUCCCCGUCCCCUUCUCCUGCUCCUCCCACCUGUCCCCUGCCCAGGCUCCCUCCCCAUCCAACGGCACGGGCAGUGCCUCGGGGUGGAGCUGCCGACCCAAGCUCAAUGUCAUGUUCAUGAAGACCCACAAGACCGCCAGCAGCACCAUUCUCAACAUCCUCUUCCGCUUCGGGGAGAAGCAUCGCCUGAAAUUCGCCUUCCCCAACGGCCGCAACGACUUCUACUACCCGUCCUUCUUCGAGCGCAGCCAGGUGCAGCACUACCGGCCCGGGGUGUGCUUCAACAUCAUCUGCAACCACAUGCGCUUCCACUACGAGGAGGUGCGCAAGCUCCUGCCGCCCGACACCACCUUCGUGACGGUGCUGCGGGACCCCGCAUACCUCUUCGAGUCCUCCUUCCACUACUUCGGGCCCGUCAUCCCCCUCACCUGGAAGAUCACGGGGGAGGAUAAGCUGGACGAGUUCCUCCGGGACCCCCAGCACUACUACGACCCCAACGGGUUCAACGCUCACUACCUCCAAAACCUCCUGUUCUUCGACUUCGGCUACGACAGCAGCAUGGAUGCCAACAGCCCGCUGGUGGAGGAGCACAUCCAGGAGAUCGACCGCCGCUUCCACCUCGUCAUGUUGCUCGAGUACUUUGAUGAGUCGCUGGUGCUGCUCAAGGACCUGCUGUGUUGGCAGCUGGAGGACGUGCUCUACUUCAAGCUCAACGCCCGCAAGGGCUCCACUGUGUCCCGGUUGACCCCUGAGCUGUACAAGCAGGCGACCGCCUGGAACCUCAUCGACGCCAAGCUCUACCGCUACUUCAAUGCCACCUUUUGGCGCAAGGUGGAGGCCUACGGGAGGGAGAGGAUGGCCAGGGAUGUGGCCGAGCUGCAGAGGGAGAACAAGAAGAUGACCAGCAUCUGCAUCGAUGGGGGACACGCUGUGGAUGCCAGCGCCAUCCAGGAGUCCUCCAUGCAGCCCUGGCAGCCCCUGGGGGAGAAGACCAUCCUGGGGUACAACUUGAAGAAGAAGAUCAGCAAGAAGCACCAGAAGCUGUGCCGCAAGAUGCUGACGCCCGAAAUCCAGUACCUGACUGACCUGGGGGCCAACCUCUGGAUCACCAAGCUAUGGAGCUACGUGCGGGACUUCCUCAAGUGGUAGGGGCUGGCAGGUGCCCCGCUUCCCUGGGGAAGAACCAGGUGCUUUCGUUUUUGUUACUCAUGGUUCUCUUGGUUUGGAACUGGCUGGAGGCUCUGGAGCCCAGGAACUUUUGGGGGGACCCUCCGUCACCUUCCUGCA